Molecule: messenger RNA, 1094 nt
Organism: Pogoniulus pusillus (Red-fronted tinkerbird)
Lineage: Eukaryota; Metazoa; Chordata; Aves; Piciformes; Lybiidae
Gene: MTRES1
Product: mitochondrial transcription rescue factor 1
Exons: 4
Coding region: 118-789 (223 amino acids)
Biological process (GO): regulation of mitochondrial transcription
Cellular component (GO): mitochondrion
Molecular function (GO): RNA binding
Source: RefSeq, a predicted model, not a curated record
GCAGAGGGCGCCGAGACCGGGCUGAGGCGGCUCCGCCUACGGCCUACAAGCGGCGGCGCGGCGGUGGCGGCAGCGGCAGGCCCGGGCCCGAGGCGCCGGCAGGACGCAGGCUAUGCUAUGACUGGCUUCAGACUCCCCAUCACUGCUUUCAGAAAACUAAAUAUCUGGUUUGGAUUGUGGGAGAAAUUCCCCUCUAAUAAACUGUAUCCCUCUUGGAGGAGAAGUUUAUUCUGUGGCUGCCAAGCAAGCACAGUAAACUACAGAAGAUGUUUCAGCUUUUCCCCAGUAAAACUCUCUGCACUAAGACUCUUUCCAGAGCACAUCUCAGUACUUCCUCUGCGGAAUAAAAGCAACAAGAGCUGUAAAAGGAGCAGGCAAAGUGUACAAGAAGAGGAAGAAGAGGAUGAAGAGGAAGAUGAUUUGGAAGAAGAAAUUGAAGAUGACCCCAAUGUAGUAAAAGAUUACAAGGAUCUUGAAAAAGUAGUGCAGUCGCUUCGCUAUGAUGUGAUCAUGAAGGCUGGGCUAGACGUUGCAAGAAAUAAAGUAGAAGAUGCAUUCUACAAUAAUGAACUCAGGCUGAAUGGAGAAAAGCUGUGGAAGAAAAGCAGAGCUGUGAAAGCUGGGGACACGCUGGAUCUCCUAAUAGGUGAAGAUAAAGAAACAGGAACUGCUGUAGUGAUGAGGGUAGUCUUAAAAAAAGUAUCUAACAAAUCUGAAAGUGACAAAUACAAAAUAAUUGUGAGGCGCUGGAAAAACUUAAAGGUGCCCAAGCAGGAUGUACUGAAGUAACAGGGGGGUUGCAUGUGGCAGCAGAUUGAUUCUUGCUGGGAACUGGACUUGUUACAUGGGAAUUUUGGUUAAACAAAACUACAGUACCCUUUUUUUUAAGGGCUCCUGUCAGAGUGUUACCUCCUUCUGCUGUGUACAUCAAUAUCCACGCCAUAAGCCUGUCACCUUUAUGGGGUUUUUUUUGCUGUUGGUUUUGUUUCAUGGUACUGUGGCUACAGAAGAUGCAACCCCUUACAUUUCCUGGCAGUUUCCUUACAGGUGUAAUAAAUAACAAGCCAAUAAAGACUCCUUGGAUCACUGUUUAA